AGUUCUCCCAUAAUUUUGUUGUACUCUUUGUAGAAUUUUUUUGAUAAUUCUAAUAGCCUUCAAAAAUGAGUGCCUUGUCUUCAGAAUUAAUUUGACAACUCGGUUAGCUGAGGGGCUUAUUUGCCAAAUAGGUCUUGAAAGCGGCCAGGGAAGCAGGCGUUGCGUUUGCCUUCAUCGGGUUUCACCCGGCGGGCCGUUGAUCAGUUUCAUUUCGUCGCCAGUCUUUGUUUUAUUUCGUUCCCUAGGAGUACAGAGCUCCCCAAAGUAAAAUUCGUAUUUUUCUAGCCCAGCCGGGUUUUAUUCCGUGUUUCGUCGUUCGCUUCUUUUCGUUGGUCGGCACUCGUAUCCGUGAAGUGAGUUCCACCCGUAGACCGUGGGGAAGCGUUCUUCGUCUUCGGAGGCUUUGCUAAAAUUGUCCGUGAGUAGGUAGCCAGAAUGAGUAGCCACCAGUGCAGCCUGGGCAAGCUGGCCCAGCGGGGCGCGAGCCUGCAGAUGCGCUGCUUCUACCACACCUGCGGCAGGCCGUUUGUGGUGCAGAGCAUGGGCCAGCUGAACCAGUGGUCCAGGCCCGCCCAGGCGCAGCCCGACAACUUCGAGCGCAGCCGGGUGCGCAAGAUCGUGGGGGUGAAGAAGACUCUGGUCAACCAGAUGCAGGGCAUGGCCCACAGUCUGGGGCCCUCGAAGGUGGCGCCCUACAAGAUCUACGGCAAGACGCGGCUCUUCUCCUCCUCGAGCAACCUGCACGGCCGCUCGCAGCACCAGGAGCAGGAGGAGGACGAGGAGGAGUACUCGGACCAGGAGGACCUGCCGCCCCAGACCAAGGCGUCGUUGUCUGCCACCCAGCGGCGCUACAAACAGGCUUCGGGAUUCGGCAAGGGCAUGGCCUCGCAGGCGGCCAGGGACAUCAGCCAGUCCAUCCAGGAGGAACUGAUGGUGGUGGACGCCGAGACGCGCGACAUGCUCAACUGCGAUCCGGGUCGCCAGGCGGUGCGCGACUUCCGCGAGCAGAUGACCCAAAGGCCGCGGAACCAACCCGUUGAUCCUAUGCAGGGCUGGAAGCAUCCGCGGCCCCUCAAGAACCUCUCCAACCCGUCCGCCAGCGGCGGAAGCGUGAGCGGCAGCAACAGUGCGUCGGGUGCCCAGUCCGAAGGGCAGGAGGAUCGCCAGAUGAGGCCACGUCGCCGCCAGAUGGUCAUGGGCCACACCACCCGCAACCGCGAGGCUCUCACAAAGGCUCCUCCACCGCUGACGCAGUUCAGUUCCGGACCCCGGUUUGAGAUGCACACCCCCAAUGCCAAGGAUAGGAUCUCGGAGCAGCGUAGCGAGCUGCGUCCGCAGACCAGCUGGCACCGCCCCAAGGCAGCCGUCGAGGAGAAGCCGGAGGAUCUGCUGAUGGACGUGUCCCUGGUUCGGGCAGUGCGACCGGAUAUCACGGUGGCCAGGGGUCUCAAGAAAUCCGCGGCGAACGCCGCCGAGCCGGACUCCUGGUACGAGCAGCCCAAGGCGGAGCGCGAGUUCCUCAAACAGGCCUUCCUCGGAGGAGGCAGGAGUCGCCGCAAGGCUGGGCAGCCACGUUUGGAUGAGCUCCACUACGAUGGGACCGACAAUUCGGUCCAGAUAAGCGCCUCCCAGCAGGUGAUCAACCAGAAGUACGCCGGCUUCCGCAGGUCGGCGAGGGGGAAUCAGAAGCAGGUUGUGGAGUCGGUGAAUCCGACGCCGCAGCUCAAUCAGCGUCCGCGGGCCAUGUCGGAGCCUCGGGACACGCGCAGGAGGCGUGGCAUCGCCAGGCAGGGCGUGGACCGACAGGCCGCGCCCCGGUUUUUCGGCGGACAUCGGGAGUCUGCUGCCGCGGAGCGGCUGCAUGAUGAAGAUGAGGACGACGCCAGGGACGAGCCGAGUGCCUCCAAGCCGUCCAACUGGCCGUCGCCCAGUCACUCGCUGCUCAAGAUGACAUCGCGGAGUGACUCUCGCCUGGAAGCGGAUAGCAAGGCACGCGGCAGGAGUGUGCUGGGCGAAAAGCGGGGCCCCAAGAAGCCGGUGGCCACCGAAGCCCCCGUGGAGCACAACGACAUCGGGAUGCCACCGGGAUACAGGAAGGAGUCGGCCGUGCAGCGCCUGGGAAGUGUUUCCGCCAAGCACUACAGCCGUGCCUUCAACAGCUACUGAUCCCGAGUCCCGAAUCUCAAAUCGCACCCGAACAGAGCCACGCCCACCUCCCUGAAAGUCCAACCCACUCCCAAUCCGCGUCCACACUUCUCCCAGCCCGACAAUAGUUGUACUAGCCAGACGAAAAUUUGCGCAUCGAGAUGUCAAAAUCCCUAGAAGUCAACCAAAUUGAGGCGAGACAAUCUCCUUGGCCACAGUGUAGUAGUUUCAUCGUAGAACCAAGUAACUUCAAUAAAUCGAUUACAGUUGUGUAAA
Messenger RNA from Drosophila biarmipes, 2421 nucleotides. RefSeq lists its product as uncharacterized. The coding region runs from base 436 to 2166 and encodes 576 amino acids. The record is from RefSeq and is a predicted model, not a curated record. The transcript has a single exon. NCBI's taxonomy places the organism in Eukaryota, Metazoa, Arthropoda, Insecta, Diptera, Drosophilidae.